CGUGACGUCAUUUCCGUCCGGGCCUGGCCGCGGGUCGGGCUCCGUGGGCCGAGGGGGGAACGGAGGUGGCAGCUGUGGGAGGUGCCGGCGCGGGAGAGCGAGGAACCCAAGCCCGGACCAAUCCUGCGUCCCGGGUCGCUAGCCCUGAUUCUGCGGCGCACCGAGGGGCGAGACCGGCCGGAUGGGCCGCUGAGCCCGAAUCGGGGACCGUAUCAGAUCUUUACAGUGUGGAGCCCCCCCGGAGCUAAAAUCAGGAUGUUCCGCUUCAUGAGGGACGCGGAGCCUGAGGAUCCCAUGUUCCUGAUGGACCCCUUUGCUAUUCACCGUCAGCAUAUGAGCCGAAUGUUGUCAGGUGGCUUUGGAUAUAGCCCCUUCCUCAGCAUUACAGAUGGCAACAUGCCAGGGACCAGGCCUGCCAGCCGCAGGAUGCAGACCGGGGCUGUCUCCCCCUUUGGGAUGUUGGGAAUGUCGGGUGGCUUCAUGGACAUGUUUGGGAUGAUGAACGACAUGAUCGGGAACAUGGAGCACAUGACUGCUGGAGGCAACUGCCAGACCUUCUCAUCCUCCACCGUCAUCUCCUACUCCAAUACGGGUGAUGGCGCCCCCAAGGUCUACCAGGAGACGUCAGAGAUGCGCUCGGCACCAGGCGGGAUCCGGGAGACUCGGAGGACCGUUCGGGACUCAGACAGUGGACUAGAGCAGAUGUCCAUUGGGCAUCAUAUCCGAGACCGGGCUCACAUCCUCCAGCGCUCCCGAAACCACCGCACCGGGGACCAGGAGGAGCGGCAGGACUACAUCAACCUGGAUGAAAGUGAGGCCGCAGCAUUUGAUGAUGAGUGGCGGAGGGAGACAUCCCGCUUCCGGCAGCAGCGCCCUCUGGAAUUUCGACGGCAUGAGGCUUCAGGGGGUGGGGGCCGAAGGGCUGAAGGGCCUCCCCGUCUGGCCAUUCAGGGACCUGAGGACUCCCCCUCCCGACAGUCCCGCCGCUAUGACUGGUGAGGGCCCUGGGCCCUCAGCCUCUCUUGUACAGGCUGAGAGGCUCAGAAACCAUCCCCUGAUAGAACCUUUUCCUCUCCAACCCCCACUACCACUUUAAUAUUAAAUUAACAGGCAAGCUGGCCCCCACCUCUCCCCUGGGGACCCCAGGGGGAGCCUUUCACUGCCCCCUUUACCUACAUUUUCCUUCUUUAACCCCCUUACCACAAUGACUCCACCUCUCCUGUAUCCACUAACUUGAUUUUUCAUUUUGCUGCUCCGUCCUUGAACUUCCUCACAUUUCCCAUUCUACCCCUGCCAUAUGUUGAAGGCUUCCGGGGGAGCUCUGGGUUCAGGGGCCUCCUCCAUCCCUCAGCUACCUUGGAUCUUUGCCUACCUCCUCCUCAGAUCCCCUGCUCUGCAGGAGCCAUGGCCCUCAUCCAGGGCUGUGUGUGGAGAGGACUGGCUCUAGACCUUUUCUCCCUCCCCACCCCCUACACAUCGCCCCAUAUUCUUCUCUACCUUUAUUUUUUGAUUUGUGCAACUUGUAACUAGGUGUUUAUGGAAUAAAGGAGAAUGGGAAAAAAACA
This is a messenger RNA of Artibeus jamaicensis (Jamaican fruit-eating bat), 1565 nucleotides long. RefSeq names its product myeloid leukemia factor 2 (gene MLF2). NCBI's taxonomy places the organism in Eukaryota, Metazoa, Chordata, Mammalia, Chiroptera, Phyllostomidae. The transcript is spliced from 9 exons. Bases 256 to 999 code for a protein of 247 amino acids. Gene Ontology annotation, cellular component: nucleus; cytoplasm. The record is from RefSeq and is a predicted model, not a curated record. Gene Ontology annotation, biological process: regulation of DNA-templated transcription.